AUUACAUACUUAAAACAAAAGCGAUGAGGGUUCCAAACGCGCCCAAGUCUGAGAAGAGCCCACAACAAACUCAGCCUUUUAAGCCAGAUUAAAAACCAUCCUGCUUUAUACUGAAUUAUUAUUAUUGUCAGAUAUUAUCUGGUGAAUCUCAGCAUAUUGAUUUGUAUCAUCAUUCAUAAUAGAGCGAGUGAUAGUGUAAAGGGACCUUUACGGAAAUUUCAUGACAAAUCAUUUUUGCUUUAUUUAAACAAUCAAGCGAGAUGUUAAAGCAUCAUUGUGUUAUCCUGAAGCAAGGAAUCUGGUGGAUACUGAAAUGUCACGACAGAGUGCUGAAACGUUGUUCCCAUCAGAAGAUGAGUCGCCGCAGCCUUCGCCGCAGCUUGAGCCUGAAAAGAAAUCCAAGAAAAGGACACAUGACAAAUUAAAAACCGGUGAACCAUCAAGUCCCACACCGACGCGUGUUGCGAAGAAAUCAAUGAAGUCCAUCAUCAAUCCCAUCGCACCGCCACCAAAAAAGAUCACUGCAUACGAUCUUUUCGGCACAGAUAGUGAAGAUGAUGAGACUGAAGAGACCUCUACACCUACAGCUGCGGGUAAAAAAAUACAGCCUUUAGUUUCGUAUUUAACAAGAAGACUGGCUAACGGUCAUUCAAGACAAUCUUUCGAGGAUAAGACAGGAACGCACUUCAUCGACCUGAAAGUGUACCGAUGUGAUGAGGUCGAAAAUGUCCAGCCCGUAAAUAGAUGGCGUCAUGCCAUCAUAUGUGUUAAAAACCGCACGAAUGAAGAUACUGAGGCAUGGCGCCACUUAACAAACUUCAUCAUUGCGACACGAAAAGAGUAUAAAAAGUGCACUCCCACUUUUAUCAGCAACUAUUAUUAGAAAUUAUUCCACUACGUCACACAAUAUUCUUUUGAAAAAUUGUAUUGUCACAUAUUUUAUGAAAUUAAUAAACUUGUAUAAUGUUGUUGUUUUUUUUUACAGUCACCCCUGCACCAAAGCUAAGUCAGGUCAGCUUGGUGAGAUGUGAAAAUUGUCACGUUGAUAUACCUGAAAAUAGAUAUCAAUAUCACUUAAGAACUAAUUUACAUAAGUCGAAUUGUUUAUUGAAUACCAAAUAUAAUAACAUUGAAGUAAUUUCAACAGCUUUCAAAAAUAGAAUAAUAAGUUAUAAAUUAAGUCCUUUUGAGGAGUACCUCACACCCGAAUCGUUCCUAAUAGAUAACGAGAAAUAUGUUAUUAAAAUUAUAAACAACUCUUUGAAAAGAUUUCAAAGUGUUAAAUUAAACUUCGAGCUUUUUGUUUUCUUUUAUCUCUCUAAAACAGGAGAAAAACAGCUGAAGUCAUUUAACACAAAAUAUAGUAUCAUAUCUAAAGGUACUGAUGUUCAUGAAUUAUAUUUAAAAACAAUUAAUACGUUUGAAAAAAAAAUAUCUGAAUUUCAACAUCGCGAAUCUGGCUGGACUUGCGAAUCAAUGAGUCAUCUAGAAAUAAACAUAAAUAAGUAUUCUCCUUUCAGGGGUGGCUCUUACAUAGCUCUUCCGAGUGUAGUUAAAAAUACUAAAAGUUGCAUAAAUAUACGCAACAAUGACAAUCAUUGUUUUUUAUGGUCUAUAGUUGCUGCAUUAUUUCCACAAAAUAAUAAUGUUUGUAGAACUAGUUCGUAUCCACAUUACUCAAAAGUACUAAAUAUAGAUGGUAAUAUGUCAUUUCCACCAUCAUAUAAAGAUAUUAAAAUGUUUGAGAAAAUAAAUGAACUGAGUAUUAACGUUUAUGGAUUGGAUAAUAAACAUAAUGUAACUGGUCCUUUGUAUAUAACUACAGCAAGAAAAAGUAACCAUAUAAAUUUGCUGUACAUUCAGAGGAAUGGUAAAGGUCAUUACUGUUUAAUAAAAAAUCUUUUGAAGCUGGUAAAACGACAAGUAACUAAUCACACAAGUAACAUGUAUUUGUGUGAGUUAUGCUUACAGACUUUUACCAGUAAAACAAAAUAUACUUCUCACAAUUGUAAUGAAAUAUUGACUGAAUUACCAGCGAAAAAUAGUUAUUUACAAUUUAAAAACUAUGAAAGGCAACAAAAAAUUAAUUUUAUUAUUUAUGCUGACUUUGAAAGUAUUCUAAUGAAGUGUAACGAAAAUAAAUCUGAGAAUACUCGAUUAUAUGAAAUGCACCAACCGUCUUGUUUUGGUUACUAUAUUUGCUGUUCUCAUGAACCUAAAUUAAAUAAAUAUGUUACAUACAAAGGAUCAGAUUGUGUGCAAGU
This is a messenger RNA of Maniola jurtina (meadow brown), 2264 nucleotides long. RefSeq lists its product as uncharacterized. Lineage: Eukaryota; Metazoa; Arthropoda; Insecta; Lepidoptera; Nymphalidae. The coding region runs from base 314 to 883 and encodes 189 amino acids. The transcript is spliced from 2 exons. The record is from RefSeq and is a predicted model, not a curated record.